Nematolebias whitei (Rio pearlfish) is the source of this 1425-nucleotide messenger RNA. RefSeq names its product RNA binding motif protein 46 (gene rbm46). The transcript has 9 exons. The coding region runs from base 1 to 1425 and encodes 474 amino acids. NCBI's taxonomy places the organism in Eukaryota, Metazoa, Chordata, Actinopteri, Cyprinodontiformes, Rivulidae. Gene Ontology annotation, molecular function: mRNA binding. Gene Ontology annotation, cellular component: nucleus. The record is from RefSeq and is a predicted model, not a curated record.
AUGUCACAUCACAGAGAAGUUAGUGACAGAAUUUCCGACGAUGUGGACGGAGGCUCUCGGGAGUCACGCAGCAUCAGAAGCGGGAUCAGGCCUCUGUGUUUGAAGGAGGCUUCGCUGCUCUCCCUGAUCACGACGACGGGCUACACCAUAGUUCAGGAUAAUGGACAGAGGAAGUAUGGCGGGCCCCCACCAGGUUGGGAGGGCCCGGUGCCUCCGCGGGGCUGCGAAGUCUUCGUGGGGAAGAUCCCCAGGGACAUGUUUGAAGAUGAACUGGUCCCUCUGUUCGAGACAGUUGGACAGAUCUACGAGUUCCGGCUGAUGAUGGAGUUCAGUGGAGAAAACCGGGGCUACGCCUUUGUCAUGUACACCAACAGACAAGCAGCUCAGAGAGCCAUCAUGCUGUUGGACAACUACGAGGUCCGUUCAGGGAAGUUCAUCGGCGUCUGUGUGAGUCUGGACAACUGCCGCCUCUUCAUCGGCUCCAUCCCCAAAGACAAGAAGAGGGACGAGAUCCUGGAGGAGAUGAAGAAGGUGUCAGACGGCGUGAUGGAUGUGAUCGUUUACCCAAGCUCCACAGACAAGACCAAGAACCGAGGCUUCGCCUUCAUCGAGUACGAUUCCCACAAGUCUGCCGCCAUGGCCCGGAGGAAGCUCAUGCCAGGAACCUUCCAGCUGUGGGGCCACUCCAUCCAGGUGGACUGGGCCGAGCCAGAGAAAGACGUGGACGAGGAGGUGAUGCAGCGCGUCCGGGUGCUCUACGUGCGUAAUCUGAUGUUGGACACCACGGAGAAGACGCUCCAUUGUGAGUUCUCCCGCUUUAAGCCGGGCUCCGUGGAGCGCGUCAAGAAGCUCACCGACUAUGCCUUCAUCCACUACCGCUGCCGCAGUGAUGCCCUCACCGCGCUCAGCCUCAUGAACGGCGCCCAGAUUGACGGGGCCAUUGUGGAGGUGACGCUGGCCAAACCGGCUGGGAUCAAAGAUGGGAGCGUCGUCGGGAAACAACACAAUGGCAGGAAUUACCCAGGAAACAUGGCCGCCACUGGAGCAGGAGGGGUGAACAGUUCGUUCCUGCUGCAGAGGAACGGUGCUGAUGGACGCUCUCCGUUAAGAGACAUGCCCCUGCCAGCUCCCCUGGGAAGCCCCUACAGCACCGGAGGAGCAGAAGAAACGGACCAGCUCGUGUUCCCCCUUCUGCCCAGCACCCACUUGACCCCCGUCAGCCUGCUGGCCCUGAAGCAGAGUCAGAUAGAAUCGGCCGUCAGUCUGCUGGAGUACUACUGCCACAAGAACUACUGGUCCCAACCCGAAUACCAGCUGUUCUCCACACCGGGUCCGGAUGGGAAGCUGCUGCUGCUCUACAAGGUCUGUACUGUAAACAACACAACAAACAAUCUGCUGCUGUACAAGCACGCUUCUUUCCUGUGA